Pseudoliparis swirei is the source of this 976-nucleotide messenger RNA. RefSeq lists its product as uncharacterized. The coding region runs from base 224 to 868 and encodes 214 amino acids. Lineage: Eukaryota; Metazoa; Chordata; Actinopteri; Perciformes; Liparidae. The record is from RefSeq and is a predicted model, not a curated record. The transcript has a single exon.
CGCGACAGCAGCGCGGUCAUCCUCAGCGAGGGGGCCCACCUGCUGUCCCGCUGCGCGCUGCAGUGGCUGCGAGACGAUGAGCCGGCGGCUCGAGAUGAUUAGUGCACAGCUGGAAAUAAAGGCGGACCUGUAACACCUGAACGGACUCUUACCCGCGCGACACCGCACGCGCGCACGCACGAGCGACGCGAUUACGCACUCUCCACCCCGGGGAGACCCAGAGAUGAUGUCCCGUGUGCCGGGCGGCGGCAGGACAACCGGCACCUUUUUGUCUGCUUGUCUGUUCUCCGCGUGUCAAGCCCUUCGGAAUUGCGGGGAGGUCCAGUGCGGCGAUGGCCACCAGUGCUGCCCGCCCAUCGUCACUGGGAACGGCAGCUCCGCGGUGCACUGCUGCAAGCUCCCCAUCCACAUCUUCUUCGACAACGUCGGCUGGUUCACGCGGAAGCUGUCGGGCAUCCUGAUCCUGUUGCUGCUUUUCGCCAUGGGCUACUUCAUUCAGCGGAUCAUCUGCCCGCGGCCCCGCCGCCACCCAGCCAAUGACCGCAGCGAGGAGCCCUCCCUCUUUCACGGGGGGCACCCGUCGGUGUCCCAGGACUCCCUACUGGACCGGUACCCCGAAUACAGCCUCGGGGACUUCGCCUCUCCGAACCUGCCAGCAUACGAUGAGGUCAAAAAUUUGCCCACGUAUGAGGAGAGCAUGCAGGAGAUGCACAGAGACCGGUCCGAUGACAACUUGCUGUCGGGAAGCGAGAGGGGAGGUGAGGGCAGGGGGCGAGCGGCCGGACCGAGAGCCGGGGACCAGAGGCGGGAUGUCCUGGAGGGGUCGGGACCGCAGCGCAGCCCGAGGACAUGUCGGAACUCGGUCUGAGACAAUGAGGCAUUCUUAUUUUAAUAGAAUCAGGGUCAUUGUCUUGCAGAGAUACACUGAAGUGCAAUUGUAAUCCUGAAUGUUAAGAAUAAAAGGAGGAGGCUGAGA